This is a messenger RNA of Colletotrichum lupini, 2259 nucleotides long. RefSeq lists its product as uncharacterized. Gene Ontology annotation, cellular component: membrane. The record is from RefSeq and is a predicted model, not a curated record. The coding region runs from base 1 to 2259 and encodes 752 amino acids. Gene Ontology annotation, biological process: transmembrane transport; metal ion transport. Lineage: Eukaryota; Fungi; Ascomycota; Sordariomycetes; Glomerellales; Glomerellaceae. The transcript is spliced from 11 exons. Gene Ontology annotation, molecular function: metal ion transmembrane transporter activity.
AUGGAUGAGAUUCUUUGCUGGCUUGCAUGUCGAAAAGAGCGGCACAAUGUAGCCGUUACCAUUCUCAAAGAACUGACUGCUCAAGAUCAGACUGCAAAUAUCGACCAGAAUGGCUGGACGUUGGCUCACUGGGCGAUAUAUCAUAGAUUGCCUUCAGUACUUCUACGGUGCCCGCCUUUGACAGCCGGCGACAAAUCUCGCGGCCAGGAGAUUAUUAGUCAUCUAAAAACGUCGAGCAAAACAAAGGAGCCACAGCCUUUCGCAAGAGACAGUGCCAAGGAGGUAAAACAAGACAAUCAAAGGACCAGGAAUGAGCAAGGUUGUACAGAAACUCAGGAUCGAGUCCUUGACGCGAUGAGGGAUAUCCUUGACUUCAUCGGCCUAGAGACAACCCUUAGAGCCAGGGAGCCCCUCAGAAUCACCAAACCGACCAGCAGCAGAAUCAAAGAUUGCUUGAACGAGUUCCAGGCAAGCAUUGUCGAAGUCCGACAAAACGAAAAUGAGUUCAGCAUGGGUGCUAGAUUCAGGGGGGUCUACGAUACCAUUUAUGAUGAGAAGGAAAGUUUCACGACAAUCAGAAACGCAAUAGAACAGUUCCGAAAGUCGACUAAGGAGUGGGCUCCAAGCACCCAAGUGUCCGGGAAAGGCCUCACGUGGGUCCAUCUUCCAGCAGCCAAUAUGGAAUGGAUGAUGGAUACUAUGAAGAAAAUUUGUAUUUCACAUCCAUCCCGACUCGAACACUGGGAUGAGGUUGCUGCAUUUUUGCGUGCAAGCUGGUCUCAGGUCCCAGACAAAACAUCCCCAUCACGAUUCAUGCGGCCUCAAUACGUCAUUCUGAAUCAUAAGGAGAAAACAGGCGAAAACAAUGAUACUUAUUCUUUGGGAACUGGCAAGAAUGGUGGACUGGCUUCCGCUCUUUACAUGCCGUUUAUCUUGGCCGACUAUAAGCGACAUGAAACAAACAACAAUAGGAGAGACUUCCAAGACAUUCUAAAUGGCUAUUACCAAAGCCGGGGCUCCGUCGUUCAUGAUGCACCUACACUGGACGAGCACUACUACCACUUUGCUGCAGAUGAGGAGUCUCAAAGAGACCGAGGCCACAGGAACAAGAAUCAAGUCUUCACCAAGUACCAGCAAGAAAAUAAGACGGGUGAGCCAUUGGGGCUCAUCAGAAUCAGCCAGUUAUGGGCCUGGACGAUUGAAGACGGCAAUAUAGAAUGGUUAAUCACAUCCGCUUCCUGUGCCGAAAUCGACAACGAGAGAACAAUUACGUUUAUCAACUCUAUCGUCGACCACCUUCGCACUCAAGUUGAAGAGGGUAGUCGUGAACGUGGCCCGAAUUCUGCUGCAGAGCUGAGCAAAUCCAUUGCCGAGUACUGCGUUGGGACUUAUGACAGACAAAAAGAGGUCCAGAAAUCGAAGCUUGACAAGAAGAAUGGAAAUCAACAAAAUCUCGCGAUGGAUGUCACGAAGGACAAUGUGUCUACUGACAUAAGCGGAUCGACCACGAGGCAUGAAGCCGAAACCAGCGAGAUAUCGAUCCGCCAAACUUUUUCUAAUUUCAUCAACCGAAUUGGAAGACAAGAAGCCGACUUAUAUGGCCAGUUUUCCGGCUAUACAAGGACUUUGAGGCAAGAGGAAGAGACUAGCAGUAGUCACGGCAACCCAUUGACAACCGAGGAAGCAGACAAGAAGGCAGCCCAGCUUUUGUUCGAGAUCAAAGAUGUCCGUGACGAGUUGAACAUACUCAGAACCGUUGCCGAAUUUCAACGGAAGGUUCAGUCGCGCAUGGAUGGCAGAGAGCCUAACGCGAUCAGCACUGUGUUGGAUGCAGACCUAACAGCUGCAUAUGUCAGAAAUGACAUUGAUGAAAUGGACAAGCUUGCUGGGAGGAUUAGAGAUGCUUUGCAUACCACCAUCACACUUCACGAGAGUGAGAUUUCUCUAGACCAGGGGAAAAGGGUGAUGAUGUUUACGGUGAUUACUGCUUGGUUUUUGCCUGCUUCAUUUCUCACCUCUUUGUUCGCCCUGGACGUGUCAUCUUUUCUUCAAGCACCAUUGUGGUCUUUACUCGUUACCCUGCUUGUGCCUUGUCUCGUCCUCGGGUUGACAGGAGGCUACAUGUAUUACGGGCGGCACAUCAAAAAUGAAAGAGACAGGAAACCUCACAGUGGGCAGCGCAUCAGCCGCCAAUACAAGGCGAAACGGGCUUUGGCGAUCUUUGCCCGGGGUGAGACAUCGAGGAAGCAGAGGCCGUGA